This is a messenger RNA of Sphenostylis stenocarpa, 600 nucleotides long. Lineage: Eukaryota; Viridiplantae; Streptophyta; Magnoliopsida; Fabales; Fabaceae. The record is from the annotation of a GenBank genome assembly.
AUGCUGUUGCCUCCCUGGCUUGAGCCACUCCUAACCACACCCUUUUUCAAUGUGUGCCGGGUUCACCGAGAUGCUGCCAGGAGCGAAUGUAACAUGUUUUGUUUGGAUUGUAACGAGGAUGCGUUUUGCUUUUAUUGCCGUUCCUCGCGACAUAAAGAUCACCAAGUGAUUCAGAUAAGGCGAUCUUCGUAUCACGAUGUAGUGAGGGUGUCGGAAAUUCAGAAAUUGUUGGACAUUAGUGGAGUUCAAACCUAUGUGAUCAACAGUGCCAGAGUUUUGUUUCUGAACGAGAGGCCUCAACCAAAGUCUGGAAAAGGUGUUGCUCACAUUUGUGAGAUUUGUGGAAGAAGCCUCUUGGACCCAUUUAGGUUCUGUUCUUUGGGGUGUAAGGUUGUGGGAAUAAAGAGAAACGGGGAUACCAAAAAUGAGGCAUCAACAAUGGAGGGUAUGUCAAAGAGAUUGGUUUCUUCAAGACACGAGCAAGAAGAAGAAUUGCGUGAAGGCUCACAACAAGACAUGUACCCGGCCACGCCUUCUCCACCUGCUUCAAACACAAGGAGGAGAAAAGGCAUUCCUCAUAGGGCACCUUUUGGCUCCUAA